AUGGCUACUUCUCUAGACGUCGACAACGAAAACAGCGACUCCGAUCUAUCAGCAGACGUGGCCGCCGCGUCGGACACGGGCAAUGAGAAUGAUAGUUCAGGAGCGUUUUCAGACUCGCCAUCGACGUCAAGACCACCCGCACCUGCACCCACGACGCCCUUCCCAACCCACCUCUCGGACCUCGCGCCCCAAGAAACCCUCGUGCCGAACCUCUACAAAACCCUGCACGCGCUGCACCAGCACACGCUCGCGCCGCUGCCGCGCCUCCGCUCCAUCGCCACGGACGCCGCCUUCGUCACCUCGCUGCGGCGCGCCACGGGCCUGCCGCUCAUCGCCAACGAGCGCUGCGGCGCCUGGUACAUCCCGCCGGCCCUGAAGGCCGCGAGCGCGUACUUCAAGUCGACGGACGGGCACUACGGGCAGUGGGCGUUCAGCCUGCGGCGACUGAAUCUGCAGGUACUGGAUGUGCUGGGGGCGCAGGGGGGUGGGGUGUUGGUGGAUAGCACGCGGAGGGGGAAGGCGUGGCCGGAUGCGUUGAGGAGGACGGUGCCGUUGUGGGUGGCGGUGGUGGAUAAUGUGCUUUGGGGGGGGAGGGUGGAGGAGGGAGGGGACGGGAGGGGGAGAGAGGGGUUGCAGACGCCGGAGGGGGAGGAGGGGGUGGGGGAGAGUGAGCGGGCGCAGGUCGAGGCGAGGUUGGCGGCGUGGGAGGGGGAAUUCAGAGGGCUGGGACUUGACUUGGGGGAAUUAAGAAGGAGGGUGAAGAGGAGAAUCAGGUGUGUGUGGGUUGCUAAUGGGGCUUGGGAGCCUGAUGGCUGGGCGGAGAAGAUUAGGGGUAUGGGCGAUUUUAAUGUGCUGGUGCUUGCGAGCGCGAGUCGGAGGGUCAGGGGUGCCGAGAUGAGCGAAGGCGGCUACGUGCAGGGGGCUGGAGAUGAUAGUGAGGGCUGGGCUAGAGGCCUCACGAGUCAGCUGUGGUGGGAAAACAAGGACAGAUUGCUGGCAGCUGGGGAGGGAGACGUAGAGGACAUGAUCGGUGAGAUCGUGGCCACGGCAAAGGCGACGGAGAGUGUGGGUCAAGGCACGCGCAUUGAAAAGGCGUCGAACUUGUUUGUUGGUGCAGGAAGGCGGGAGGAAUGUGACGGCUUCGAUCUGGUCAUCAACUGUCAGGGGGGCGGCAAAGACGGGAAGAGCUUGCUCAACCUGAAGUGCAGAGAAGGCAAGCUUGGAAGCAAAGACCUGAGGGACAAGCUGGCGAGCGCGAAAGACGUGGCUGGCGCGGUACUGCAGCAGAAUCCUCAUAGUCGUAUUCUGGUUACUUGCUCCUCGGGCAAAGACUUGAGUAUUGGCACCGCUCUGAGCCUCAUAUGCCUCUUCUUCAGCGAUACCGGAGAGCUGAAUGCUGCCCGUCAGCCCUACUUCAUUGAUAAAAUGGUCAUCAAGCAACGGCUUGUAUGGAUUUCCAGCUGCAAGUCGGAUGCCAAUCCAUCACGAGCGACACUGCAAGCAGUCAAUUCCUUCCUCAUCGAUCGCCCCGGUUGA
This is a messenger RNA of Cyphellophora europaea CBS 101466, 1536 nucleotides long. RefSeq lists its product as uncharacterized. Bases 1 to 1536 code for a protein of 511 amino acids. Lineage: Eukaryota; Fungi; Ascomycota; Eurotiomycetes; Chaetothyriales; Cyphellophoraceae. The transcript is spliced from 2 exons. Gene Ontology annotation, molecular function: tRNA adenosine(64)-2'-O-ribosylphosphate transferase activity. Gene Ontology annotation, cellular component: cytoplasm. Gene Ontology annotation, biological process: charged-tRNA amino acid modification. The record is from RefSeq and is a predicted model, not a curated record.